Messenger RNA from Oryzias latipes (Japanese medaka), 2384 nucleotides. RefSeq lists its product as uncharacterized. The record is from RefSeq and is a predicted model, not a curated record. Lineage: Eukaryota; Metazoa; Chordata; Actinopteri; Beloniformes; Adrianichthyidae. Gene Ontology annotation, cellular component: centrosome; plasma membrane.
CUAUUAAAAGCAAAGAAAAUGCUGAAGCAGAAUUGUUGGCUUUAUGGAACGAAAAAAGUCUUCUCAAGAACAACAAACUCAGGCUGGAGCAGGAGAUUCAUAAACUGAAGAUGGAGAACGGUGUCCAGAUGCACACCAUGAGUGUUGAGAGGGACGCUUUGGAGUUAAAGAUCCAGAAAGAAAAAGAGUCCAUCCAGCAAACACAACAGGAAGUCUGUGCUCUUCAACAGGACCUUCAGGUAAUGCAGGAUGCUAUUCAGCACGAAGAAGAACUGAAAGAAGAACUGUCUGAACUCAAGGCGCAGAGAAAAAUUGCUCAGAACUCAAGUUUAAAGCUGAAGUGUGAAUUACAAAAGCUUCAAAAUACUGGUGGCAACUGCAAAUUAUUGAAGCACGAACUUGAAGUGGAAAAGAAGAUUCUUGAAAUAGAAAGCCAGAAAUUGAAAACUUUAAAAAGACAAUAUGAAGAUGAAACCACAGAUGUCGAGACUGAAAAACUAGACAUUAAGUUAUUCAAGACUGAAAACCAGGCUCUGUUGGAGGAAAUCCAGUCUUUAGAAAGAGUUGUGGAAAUGAAGGCCGAGGCGGAAGCAGAGCUGGGUGGUUUGAGGAAAGAAAGCUCACAUCUUAAAAACAGCGUCCAAAGACUGAAAGAAGAGAUUCAAAGGAAAAAGGCUGAGCUUGAACAUCAUUCUAACCUCCUUUUGGAAGGAACUGUCAGCUCAUCUGAUCCACAAGCUCUGUUAGCGGCAGUUAAAGAAGAACAGCUUGCUGUUGAGCUUUUAAAAAGGGAAGCCACUGACCUGAAAAGUCAACUGCAUGAAUUGGAAGAAUCUUCAACAUUCCAAGGAGGUUUAAGAGUAGAACUGAGUGGCCUGUUGGCUCAGAAAAAGUUGGUGGCAGAAAAUAAUUCCAGGCUGAAAAAGAAAAUCCAACAACUUCAAGAGGAACACGAACAGGUGAUCGAAAUACAAGGAGAAGUUGCGGCACAAAGCAAGGCUCUGGAUACUUUAAAUGCAGAAGAAAAGGAGUUGGAAGAAGCUUAUAACCGCAUCAAGACUGACAUCGUGGCUCUUCAAUACGACAAAGGUCAACUAGAAUUUGAAAAAAAGGUCCUAUCGGGGAAAAUCCAAGAGAAAAAGAAGGUUUUGAAAAAGAAGAGCAAGGUAGAAUCUGAGCUGCGUGCUCUGAAGGAAGUUAGCAGUGCUCUCAAAGACAGCAUAGAACGGAUAAAACAGGAGAUUGAAAGAGAAAAUGCUGAAUUUGACCGGAUCAGUGAGUCUAAGGAGCUUCCUGACACACUGAUCUCAACUUUGUCGAGGAAAGUUUCAGAAGAAAAGUUCGCUGUUCAAAAUUUAGAACAGGAAGCUAAUGUUCUCAGGCGCAAGCUCCAAGACUUGAAAGUUUCUGUUCAGCAAAAACAAGCCGUAGAAAAAGAACUGCAUCAUGUUUCUGCAGAGAAACGGUUGGCUCAAGACAAUAUUUCAGAGAUGGAGCGUGAAAUCACAAAUCUUCAGAGCACGCUUGAUAAAUACAAUAAGAUGACUGCUGAAGUUUUGUCAGAAAGCAAGACUCUACGUACUUUGCAUCAGCAACAAAGGGAGUUGGAAAAAGAACAUGCGAGCAUCCAGGCAGAGAUCUCAGCUCUUAAAGUCAACAAAAGUAAACUGGCUGCUGAAUACCAGACCCUGUCAGAGGAACUCCAACAACAACAACAACAUGUGAAAAAGAAGACAGAGGCAGAAGAAGAGCUGCGUGCUCUGAGGAGAGUUACCGUUAGUCUCAAAGACAGCAUAGGAACCUUGAAGCAGCAGAUUAAAAGCCAGAAAGCUAAGUUUGGAGGCGUCUUCCAAGACGGUGCGCAGGAAGCGAUGUCUGACCCAUCAGACGUCUUAAAGGAUUUCUCCAGGAGAAUUGCAGACCAGAAGGUUGUCAUUGAAAAUUUAAAACUGAAAGCCGACAGUCUCAACAGCAAAUCCCAAGAAAUGCAAGGACUUAACAAGCAAAUACCAUUAAUGGAGAAACAGCUUUUGGACCUUGAUCGACGGAAACAGCUUUUGCAAGAAAAUAUUUCUACGACGACGCAAAAGAUCUCAAAAUUUCAGGAGAAAAAAAAGAGUUACGUCAGCAUGAAUGAAGAAGUUGUGGCAAAGAACAACGAACUUAAGAAACUGUACAGAGAACAAAAGAGGGUGGAAAAAGAAUGUCAAGGUCACGCCCCCAAGAGUCUUAUACCCCACCGUGAUUGGAUAACAAUAAACGGUCAUAUUAAGGCAGGGGUCGCUAAAUACCACCUUGGGGGCCGCAAAUGGCCCGCGGGCCGCAAGUUUGAGACCCCACCACUGGGUGGAAUAAAGGAGCCGGUCACAGCCGCAGAGGUGUAG